AUGUCGUCCUGGUUUGGAGGCCUGGGCUCAGGCUUGGGCAACUUCUUGGGUCAGGUGGGGAGCAACUUGCCUUCCCUCACCGACCGUAUAUCCAGUUUCACCAGGGAAAUGCUUCUGGAUGGCAUAGGAGACAUAGAAGCAGGUUUACCUGAUUGUCGGAGAAAGGAAAUGGAAGCUACUGAUGCUCCACUAAGAUCGGAGAAUAAAAGACUUCAAAAGUAUUGUACUGAUCUGGAGGAAAAACAUGAAGCAUCAGAACUGCAAAUAAAGCAUCAGUGUCCAAGUUAGGGAAAUCAACUGCAACAGAAGGAGGUAGAGAUCAGCCAUCUGAAAGCAAGACAGAUGGCACUGCAAGAUCAAGUGUUCAACCUCCAGGCAGCUGCUCAAUGGGUAGGUUCAGGAGCUUGUGGUGUACCAACAACCACUGCACUGGCUCCAUUUGGUUCCCGGAUCAGUAGUGAUUUUUCAGCCUUUCCUGAUGAUGACAUGGACUUUAAUGACCUAAUUUCAUCCCACCAAGAAAUAACCAGAUUGUCAAUUGACGUUUCAAGACUUGAAUCUGAAGUUGGCCAUUCGAGGCAUAUUGCUGAGGCUCAGGGAACACGGAAUUCUGACCCCAGUGAAAUCUGCAAACUGCAAAAUACUAUCAAGACUCUUGAACGAAACCCAAGUCCAGACAUAGAUGAUCAUCAGCAUGAAGUGUCAGUUCUGGAGCAGAGUGCUACUGUGGCAGAAAAGGGAACAAUCCUUCCACAAAAUUCUUCAUCAGUGGAAGAAGUGUUGAGGCUACAACGAGCCCUGUCUGAUGCUGAAAAGGAAAUAAUGAGACUAAAUGGUUUAAACCAGGAUCAGAGUCUUGCUGAAGACAAUCUGAAACUUAAAAUGCAUGUGGAAGCUUUAGAGAAAGAGAAGUCAUCCUUGAGUCAAGAAAAGGAGGAACUUCAGAUAACACUGUCAAAAUUGAGCUGUGACUCUCAAGUAGUUAAAAACAUAGCUUCAGCAGACAUGAAUGUGAAUGUUCAAUUACAUGACUUAAAACUUCACUUGAAGGCAAAGGAGGAAGAACUGAAUCAGAGUAUCCAUGAAAAGAAAAUGCUGAUAGCUGAGUUAGAAGAACUGGACCAUCAGAAUCAGGAAGCUACAAAGCACAUGGUUUUGAUAAAAGAUGAGCUAUCAAAACAAGAAAACGAAGGAGACCUUGUCAUCCAGAAAUUGAAACAAGAUCUAGAUGAUGAAAAAAAGAGAGUUCAUCAACUUGAGGAUGAUAAAAUGAACCUAUCCAAAGAGUUGCAUGUGCAGAAGGAGAAGUUAACUCAGAGUGCACAGAGCCUCAGUGAUUUGCAUUUAACCAAGCAGAAGCUUGAAGAUAAAGUAGAAGAUUUAGUAGAUCAGCUAAAUAAGUCACAACAAAGUAGCUUAAACAUCCAGCAGGAAAACCUUGAGCUUAAGGAACAUAUUAGACAAACUGAAGGUGAGCUGUCUGAUGAGAAUGCACAGCAGCUUUCGCUCUCCCAGGCACGAGUAAGGCAGUAUGCCCUGUCAUCAACUAACCUGCAAAAGGUUCUAGAGCAUUUCCAAGAAGAAGAAAAAGCAAUGUAUUCUGCUGAAUUAGCAAAAGAAAAACAGUCGAUAGCAGAAUGGAAGAACAAGGCAGAAAAACUAGAAGGACAAGUAUCAUCAUUGCAGGAACGUUUGGAUGAAGCAAAUGCUAUGUUGCAUUCUGCUUCCAGACUUACAGAAGAGUUAGAUCAGAAGGAACAACAGAUCCAAGAACUUAAAAGGCAAAACGAGCUCGGAAAAGAAAUGUUGGACAAGGCACAAAAGAAAUUGUCGACUUUGGCAAACAGCCCAGAAGGAAAAGUGGACAAAGUCCUUAUGAGAAACCUUUUUAUUGGUCAUUUCCAUACACCAAAAGGUAAACGCCGAGAAUCCUUGCAGUUAAUGGGAAGCAUCCUGGACAUUCCAAAGGAGGAAAUGGAGCAGUUGUUUAGUGAAUAUUCCGGUGGUGUUACUAAGUGGAUGACUAGUUGGCUUGGAGGGGCAUCGAAAAGUGUCCCCAACAUACCUUGGAGACCAAAUCAACAACCUGUGCUUAAUAGUUCUUUUUCAGAACUCUUUGUCAAAUUUCUGGAAAUGGAAUCUCAUCCCUCUGCCCCACCACCCAAACUCUCUGCUCAUGCCAUGGACUGUCCAGACUCACCAGGAAGGAGAGAGCAAGGUGGAAAUGUACCAGGAAGUGUUAAAGAUGCAGCCGAAUUCAGAGCUGGUAGAAGCACCAACGGGAAUCCAUUCUUGGUUCCCCGUUCGGCAGCUGUGCCUCUUAGUAACCUAGCUGGAGUUGGUCUUGGUGGACCUGGGCAUCCUCUUUUUAAACCCAUUGCAGAUUUCAUGCCCACCUUUACACUAUUGCCAGUGUCCCCGGACAGUAGUGCCACAGUAGUACUAGAGCACCUUCUAAAGCAAAGGCAUUCUCAACCAGAGAUGAUUUAG
Molecule: messenger RNA, 2490 nt
Organism: Marmota flaviventris (yellow-bellied marmot)
Lineage: Eukaryota; Metazoa; Chordata; Mammalia; Rodentia; Sciuridae
Source: RefSeq, a predicted model, not a curated record